This is a messenger RNA of Lingula anatina, 1291 nucleotides long. RefSeq names its product putative glutathione-specific gamma-glutamylcyclotransferase 2. Gene Ontology annotation, biological process: glutathione catabolic process. NCBI's taxonomy places the organism in Eukaryota, Metazoa, Brachiopoda, Lingulata, Lingulida, Lingulidae. Gene Ontology annotation, molecular function: glutathione specific gamma-glutamylcyclotransferase activity. Gene Ontology annotation, cellular component: cytoplasm. The record is from RefSeq and is a predicted model, not a curated record.
CCGCAAACUAGUAAACACACAGUUGCAGUUGUUAUUGCUGGUGAGAGAGUGUGUAAAGACAAAAAUCGACGCAAUGCCUAGCAGCCCUCACGAAACACCCUCUAUGUGGGUGUUCGGGUAUGGUUCAUUGAUCUGGAAACCAGGAUUUACUUAUACAGAAAAAAUAAUAGGUUUUAUCGAAGGGUACGCGAGACGGUUUUGGCAAGGAAGCAUAUCCCAUAGAGGAACGUCUGAAUACCCUGGAAGAGUUGCGACAUUGGUGAAAGAAAAUGAGAGCAAAGUUUGGGGCCUAGCUUACCUAUUAGUUGGAGAUGAUCAGAUAGCUGAAGCAAUGGACCAUUUAGACUUGCGAGAGUGCACGUUAGGAGGGUACACAACAUUCACUGAAACCUUUUAUCAGAAAGAUAAAGAGGACACUGUCUCUGUAUGGAUUUAUUCGGCAACCCCAGACAACCAUCUAUAUACAGGGCCUGAAACGGUGGAGCAGGUGGCACAUCAGGUCUCCAAAGCUCGGGGAUUUUGUGGACACAAUGCAGAAUACGUUCUGAAAAUUGCCAACUUCAUGCAACAGCACUUGCCUAACGUAGAGGAGGAUGACCUUUACACCCUGGAAAAAUUGAUUUUAAAGAACCUAGAACAAAUGGGAUUCACAGUGUAUUUGAAAGAUCACGUGUUCUCGUUAAUAGAAAACAACCCAGAUCUAGAGUACGGUGAAAAUAUGGCGCUUCACAACGGUUCUCUGCAAGCUGAGAAAACCUCCAAUCUCAAACCUGUCCCACCUCUACAGCACGGUAGAAAGGUUAGGGUGUAUGGUACGCCAGAGUGCGAGCCUGAAAAUCACUUAUUUGAUAACGCUUCCGAUGACGAAACAUGCCUCAUUUGCAACUGCUCCAGAAUGCAAAGUGCUAGUUGACUGAACACUGUGUUUAUGAGAACUGUGCGAGUCACAUAAACCUAACAGAUGGUGCUAAUAAAGUGUAUAUAGGUGGUGCUUGUGAAGUUUAUGUCAGUGGCCAAUUUAAAUGGCUGUACUAUAUUAAUUUAUUAAGCUUAAGCUUGGACGACUAACGUCCAAGACUUAGGUUAUUUAACAUGUAUAUAUUUCUGUUAAAGGUCAUUUGAAAUGACUUGGAUAUGCUUAUUUAUUUUUCUCAAGUAAAGGUCACAAUAAUAAAUAUCCAUGUUGAUCUGAAUUGUUAUUUUUUGAAAGUGUGAUUACGCACUUAAGGCACAAUACGAAUUGUGAUUUUGCAAAAGAUCUCUUGUUAUUCAUAAUAAAUAUAUAUAUAUA